AUGCUUCGGCUGGGUGGCGGCGGCGAAAGCGAACAAACGUUUCGGCGGCGUCGGCAAAUAGUAAAUGACGUGACAGUCGGAACAUACAAUCCGAUUAUUAAUGAUAUAGCCGACUUAAAACCGGUGAUCAAGAGUCCCGGGGUAGGCGACGGGGUGGCGGCGAACAGGGUUGGUAUGGAGGGUGGGAUGGUCGUGCGUGAUGUGGUGGUUGCGGCAGACAGGAGGGGGUGGUUGUUGUACACUAGUGGCGUAAAACAAGGUCGUUCGGCCGUGAACGGGCCGAGAGCGAACGCCUCGACGCGUAUUUCGAACGGGCGCUAUACACUCGCGAGUACUAUAUAUGGCCCUCGAGUCCUGAAAAAUGGUGUAGCCCACUUGAUAAAACCCGCAGUGUUUUUUUUCCUCUCUUUUCUCCCCUCUCUUUUGAGUUACAUUGACGUCGACGCGUUUCAAAACGGAUUAAUGAAUGACAACAGACGUCGACGGUUCCUUUACACGCUGCGAUAA
Messenger RNA from Macrosiphum euphorbiae (potato aphid), 507 nucleotides. NCBI's taxonomy places the organism in Eukaryota, Metazoa, Arthropoda, Insecta, Hemiptera, Aphididae. The record is from the annotation of a GenBank genome assembly.